Messenger RNA from Epinephelus moara (kelp grouper), 6403 nucleotides. RefSeq names its product calmodulin regulated spectrin-associated protein 1a (gene camsap1a). Gene Ontology annotation, molecular function: spectrin binding; calmodulin binding; microtubule minus-end binding. NCBI's taxonomy places the organism in Eukaryota, Metazoa, Chordata, Actinopteri, Perciformes, Serranidae. The record is from RefSeq and is a predicted model, not a curated record. Gene Ontology annotation, cellular component: microtubule minus-end. Gene Ontology annotation, biological process: cytoplasmic microtubule organization; neuron projection development; negative regulation of microtubule depolymerization. The transcript has 20 exons. The coding region runs from base 334 to 5115 and encodes 1593 amino acids.
UCCUACAACAGGGCUGCCUGGACACCGUUACACCAGCUAGUCCUCUCUCAGAGGCGAUGACAGUCUCGAUAUGAACCAGCCGGCUUUUGGAUAUGAAUAAUUUCCUCGAAAACAGCCUUCCGGAUGGUUGCCAAACAGAUUUUUUAUUAUUGGAUUAACGACCAUCAACCGCCAGCCGCAGCUUUAUCCUGAGAGGCCGGAGAUUUGUGUCUGUGGGCAGGGAGGAGUCCUCCUGUUAUUUCACCGCUAGCUGAGGCCAGGCCAGCAUGUUGGCGUUUUAACAACACGUCUCAGACAUAAAGCUGUGGAGGGGAACCAAUGCAGUCUUAGAGGAUGGAUGUGGAGGUGAGUGCUGGCAGGGACAGCACCUGGAGGAGAGCAGCAGCAGCAGCAGAUGAUGCAGGUGGAGGAGGCAUGGAGGCUCAGGUCGUGCCGCUGGAGCUCUAUGACUCUGCAAGAGCCAAAAUAGACGCAAAUCUCCGCUGGCUGUUUGCCAAAGCUUAUGGUAUAGAUCACAUCCCUGCAGACCUGCGGGACCCCUUCUAUACCGACCAGUAUGAGCAGGAACACAUCAAGCCCCCCAUCAUCCACCUGCUGCUGUCUGGAGAGCUCUACUGCCGAGUGUGUGGGCUCAUCCUGCACGCUGAACAGGCUGCCUCCCUCCAAAGCCACCAGUCUGUCAUCCAGGCCCUGUCCAGGAAAGGCAUCUAUGUCCUGGAGACAGACAAUACACCUGUGUCUGAUCUGGACCUCAGCUCCACUCCCAUCAAGAUGAGCUCCCACAUCCACCUCAUUGAUGCCCUGAUGAUGGCCUACAUACUGGAGAUGAUCAGCAUAGAGAAGGUGGUGUCAAGUGUCAAGCGCUUUUCCAACUUCAGUGCCUCCAAGGAGCUGCCUUUUGACCUGGAAGACGCCAUGGUCUUUUGGAUCAACAAGGUGAACACAAAGAUGAGGGAGAUCAUGGAAAAAGAGCUGAAAAUGAAGCAACACUUUCUGGAGUCGCCCAGUCACCAGAAGCCUGAUUUAUUGCAUGCUCUGACCAGCUGCUUAUUGGAGCCUGUGGAGUUCUCUCGCGUGGUUCGUUACAGAAGAGAUCACCUGUCAGGUCGGACACUUCAGCACUUCCCUUUGUUGGAGGACCUGUUAAAGGAUGUGUGUGACGGCACGGCUCUGCUGGCUGUUCUCCACUUCUACUGCCCAGAACUCAUUAGACUGGAAGAUAUCUGUCUGAAGGAGGUCCCCUCCAUAGCUGACAGUGUGUACAACAUUCAGCUUCUACAGGAGUUCUCUAAUGAGUACCUGAACAAAUGCUUCUAUCUGAAGCCAGAGGACUUGUUGUAUUCUCCACCAGUACUAAAGAAAAAUGUGAUGGUCUUCAUCGCUGAGCUCUUCUGGUGGUUUGAGACUGUGAAGCCAGAUUUUGUACAGCCGAGGGACCUUCAUGAAAUCAGAGAUGUGAGAUUGCUGCUGCAGCCUAAGAGUUCACGAUCCCAUAUUUCCAUCUCCAACGUCAGUAAACGUGGUUUACUGGCAUCAUCAAACUCGGCCGAUGUGUUGGCCAUGCCCCCAAGCCCUGACCUCAGCGCUAAACCAAGCUCAUUAAGCCCGUCUCACUCUUUACUGCCCCUGAGACAGAGACAACAGAAAGUGGCUGAGGAGAGCACUUCAGAGCUGAGAAAUAGGUCCAACUCUCUGACACGUGAUGGACAGCACCAGGGCUCAAUACUGGCCUGGCCAGAGAGGAGACCGAGGCCUUUAUCCCAGCCGGUGCCCUACGCUCUGCACUGUCCCAUGGAGGAAGAUGCAGACAGUAUCAGCCUCGCUCGCUCCAUCAGCAAAGACAGCCUGGCCUCAAAUAUUAUGAGCUUUACCCCCAAACACAUGCUAGGGUCAGGCCCUCCAUUGCCUCAGCACAGACUCAGUGGUCAAAGCCUGCUUAGUCACAUGCGCAUAGAGGAUGAAGAGGAGGAAAUAGAAGAGGAGGAACUGGUUGCUGUCAUCCACCCUUCUGCAUUUUCUCGACGUCGGCUUGGGAGUGACAUGGAGCAGGAUGAGCUGGAAAUCCCGAGUGCACCCUCCACCUCAAGGGGGACUAAUACUCGUCGCUCUCCCCGCCUUGACAUGGGUCCCUUUACACCCGACCACCCGGCAGACAGCUACUAUCUGGAGCCUUUGAUGCCAGCCAUCCCUAAGCCAGCCAAAGAGAAGAGCAUCAGCCUGAACAAGGAGGAGGAGAGUGGCGAGAGUCGCUGUAGAGCAGCAGCUGCUAGGAAAGCAGCCAUUACUGUCCCACUGACCUCACAGAGGAAAGCCCCUGAGUCAAACAGAAGUGGCUUUAUGCCGAUACCUGUGGCUGACUCAGUCCCGAGCUCUCUCAGGCCACCCACAGAGGGGUCUGCAGGCAUCUCUCAGCCUGAGAAGAAACAGUCCUCAGGCUUUUUCCUUCAUUUGUCAGGAGAGCCAGACCAACACAGUCCUUUCUCCACUACGCUUGAGGUAGGGCAAGACUCUGACUCUGACAUCGCAGACCUGGAGGAAGAUGACGAGGAGGACGAUCAGAUGGAGCUGACUAGGGAGAUGGUGAGGAGAGGAAAAGGGAAAUACUUAGAGGAGGGAGAGGUGUGUGAGUUUGGAGAGGGAGAGGGCGAGUCAGACAAACUGAGAGAAGACUCAAAGGUAAGUGAGCGGGACGAUAAGGAAGGCGGCAGCGGACGCUCGAGCCCUUGCCUCAGCACAAUAUCCUGGGCGAGCAGCUGCAGCGCUUCGGGAAGCACCAGUGUCAAGAUGACCAGCUUUGCGGAGAGAAAGCUCCUUAAACUCGGUCUCCGGGAUGGAUUCUCAAGUACCAGCAGCUCUCAGAAGACCACGCCAGAUGGCUCUGAAGUGGCCCCUUGCCCACCAUGGCAGCUGAGGGGUGACUGCAGCUCGAGCUGGCCAGGGAAGGAGCCCAGUUCUGUGCUAGGGAAGAAUAUGGCGGUGAGUCCCUCAGUAGUGCCUUCAGAGCUGCUGCAACUUCACAUGCAGCUAGAAGAGCAAAGACGGGCUAUUGAGUAUCAGAAGAAGAAGAUGGAGACCAUGUCUGCGCGGCAGCGACUAAAGCUAGGGAAAGCUGCAUUCUUGAACAUCGUUAAGAAGGGCGGGGGUAGGAGUGACACGCUUCCUCUGCCCCUGAAAUACUCCCAGGAGUCCUCAGAACCAGCUGACAGGAGUAAUGUGAAGAGCCAGUCGUGCAAGGAUGACUCCUGUCUUGAUGCUCUGAAGAUGCAGGCAAAGCAAACAGAGGGAGGACAGAUGAAUAGAAACAACAGGUUGAACACCCUGCCCCAGGAUAACGGUGCAGAACCUGACAUAAAUGAGUGUUCCCACUCCAUAGAUCUACUCAACGUAGCUAUUAGCUCCAUUCAGCAGCAGAUGAUGCAGUUGUCUUUACAGCAAGACCUGCUGAUGAAGAGUGUGGUCUCACCUCCAGAGCGGGUAGAAUCAAGCCCUAGCACAACCCCCACUACAGCAACACAAUCAACAUCCUCUACCUCAGACUCCAGAUCUUUUGCGGUUCACUUUGUAGACAUCGGUGGCAGCAACACAACCCCCGCUCGCCGUCCUCCUAAGCUUAGCUCCAGCCAACGCAGCAAAACCUCGGAGCGAAAACAAAGUAAAGACAACAGCAAGACGGCUUCUGCCAAGUCUGAUGCACAGUCCAUGGAGAGCAGAGAAAAUUCUGGUGGAUUCCAGGAGAGCGGUAGUGUUGAGAGCUCCAGGCCAGAGAGAAGCAUUCAGAGAAACACCACCUUUAGAGUCCGCGAUGAUUCCACCCAACGCGGCAGUGGAGAGGGAACUGGGUGCCCCUUGGACAUUACACCAACGUCUCCUUCACAGGUUUCAGAACAAGAGGAGAACAAAGUUGCAGACUCACGGAGAGAGGCUGCAAGUGGGGAUGACAGUUCCAGGGUCAAGAGUCAACUGAUCGAGGUGGACCUAUCAGAGCUUAAAGAUCCACAGGAGGACGGUAGCGCAGACGUUAUAGACUGCAUGGCAGAGGGCGAGCAGAAGAAUGUGCUAGGUUUCUUCUUUAAGGAUGAUGAAAAAGCAGAGGAUGAAAUGGCGAAACGUCGUGCUGCCUUCCUGCUCAAACAGCAACGCAAAGCUCAAGAGGCGAGAAUACGCAAACAGCAGCAAGAACUGGAGAGCGAGCUCAAACGUGAUGAGAUCAAGCGUAAGGCAGAAGAAGACCGCAUUCGUAAGGAGGAGGAGAAGGCGCGACGAGAGCUAAUUAAGCAGGAGUACCUGCGGAGGAAGCAGCAAGCGUUGAUGGAAGAGCAAGGUCUGGUCAAGCCUCGCCCACGCACUAAAUCUCGCAGGAACAGGCCUAAAUCACUGCACCGCGAAGAGUCCAACAGCCUCUCCAAAGGAUCCACUACACGUAAUUCUCUGAAGAAGUCCUUGUUGAUCAAAGCCCAGGGCUCAGCAGCAGACUGCAGGGGAGCUGAUCUGAGCUGCAGUCAUCGAGGAUCAACGCUCUCUUUGGCAACUGAGGCAGACAGCGUCAUCUCUGGAGGGGCAGAGUCACAGAGUGUGUCUUCCAGGGCUGGAUCAGUGUGCUCUAUGGAGUCAUUCCCCAUGCUGAGCAGGGCGUCCAGCAGGAACAUGGAGAGGGACUGGGAGAACGGUUCUAUAGCCUCUUCCAUCACUUCAACUGAGUACAGUGGCCCUAAACUCUUCAAGGAGCCGAGCUCCAAGUCCAACAAGCCAAUCAUCAUCAAUGCCAUCGCUCACUGCUGUCUGGCUGGAAAGGUUAAUGAGACCCAGAAGAAUGUUAUUCUGGAGGAGCUGGAAAAGUGUGAGUCCAAUCACCUGAUCAUCCUCUUCCGUGACGGCGGGUGCCAGUUCCGUGCCAUUUACUCGUACUCACCAGACACUGAGGAGAUUGUCAAGUUUACGGGCACGGGACCGCGCUCCAUCGGCCGGAAGAUGAUCGACAAGCUCUACAAAUACAGCUCGGACCGCAAGCAGUUCAACAUCAUCCCUGCCAAGUCAGUGUCGGUCAGCGUGGACGCCCUCACCAUCCACAAUCACCUCUGGCAGGUCAAGAGACCGGGGAGCGCACGGAGGAAGUGAAAACGAUGACACUCGUUAUAAUUUCUGAUCUAUCUACGACUGUUGGGCAGGACCCAAUAAUCUAUGAAACGAUGUGAUCUUGUGACUGUGUCAUUAGACAAGGGAGGUAGAUGUCAGUCUGUGGCAGCGCGAGAUCACGAAACACCUGCCACUGAAUGUUUUCUUUUCUUUUUGUCUCGUUAGCUUUUUAUUCUGCAUGUCACACCUUUAAUUUGUGGGUACGUCUUACAUUAAUUGGGGCACUACUGAUUAUGGACUGAAUCCUAUGUAGCAGUAAAGAUGAGAGUCGAACGCCACUGAAUCUACUUACUCUAGCGAGCAUACUACUGAUACCAAGUGCAACUACACACAGGAAGUGGUGGACAUUCACUUGAUGAUGCUAUUUCAGCUUGGCAAAAAAAAUAUACCCAACUGCUGUGAUUAAUCCAGGCUCCACAUACAGAGCCCCAGUCAUUCACCAGUAACUCCUACUGGUCAGUGCUUUUACGAAGAGGAUGAUUUGAACUCUUUUUUUAAUGUAAGUAUGGAAUGGAUGUUAGUGAGUGGUAAUGUCCAGUCUUGUUUUCUAUUUAGUGUGUUUGGGGAAGUGUGUGAGUCUUUGUGAUAGGGAAGGGGAGAGCUGGAUGCAGCUCUUGUGCGUCCAGCUCUGAAUGUGUUCUCUCUUUAUUAUGCUUUAAAACUGCAACAGAACUAUGGAGCAAAGCAACAAACCGUUUUUUCUUUUUAGUUUGGGAGCUGUGUGUUGCUGUUACAGAAACAGAGGGGGAAAUUAUACUAGUAUUCCAAACAGGAAACGCUUAUCAGACUCAGUGCAUUAUACCUUUUCAGUACUGCAUUAUAUUGUAUUAACUUCAUACUUAUAUUCAAACAAGCAUAUGAGCCACAUGAGAUCUCCGACUGGCUCAUACUGCUGAACCAAAAUGAACCGAGCUACACCACUGAGCUGUUUGCUGCUCAUUAACCACUCACUGGAUUCUGGUGAGACGUACGAUUUUAAUGUAGCUUCUGGCGCUCAACACUAGUAAUUUCCCUGUAAUGACUGACUGUCAGCAGCUGGUGUAAUGUGGGAGGGAGGUGGGGGGGAACUGCACAAUACUUGAUAUUUGUUUGCUGCAUUUUGUACAUUUUUGAGUAGUAUUUUUUGUACAUUACGUACAAGUUAUGUUUACUAAAAAGCAGGCACUAUUUUGAGGUUUAUUCCGUUACAGGCUUUCAGAGAUGUUAUGAGUCUUAUUUCAUUGUGUUAUAUUGUAUGUUUAUUUAUUUUGAAGAGAUAUAAUAAAAUGCA